This is a messenger RNA of Aplosporella prunicola CBS 121167, 1718 nucleotides long. RefSeq lists its product as uncharacterized. Gene Ontology annotation, cellular component: endoplasmic reticulum. NCBI's taxonomy places the organism in Eukaryota, Fungi, Ascomycota, Dothideomycetes, Botryosphaeriales, Aplosporellaceae. Gene Ontology annotation, biological process: GPI anchor biosynthetic process. The transcript has a single exon. The record is from RefSeq and is a predicted model, not a curated record. Bases 9 to 1490 code for a protein of 493 amino acids.
AUGUCUCAAUGCCACUCUUUGGUCUCUUGUUCUGCUUCGGCCGCGGCUUGCUCCCACUUGCCGUCAUAGCCACUUUGUACCUGUAUCUUUAUCCUGUCUUUCACGGUUGUGCUUUCCCCCCGCCGCGCCAUGCCCAGGACGACAAGAUAGCCCCUUUCCGCCUGUUGGCCUUGGGAGAUCCCCAGAUUGAAGGCGACACUUCCCUUCCGCGUCCGGAGGACCCCGUCUUCCCCAGCUUCGCUUCGUUCCCUCAACAUGUCGGAUCCGUAGGCAUUGGCCAAGCCGCGCGCAAAACCGCCGCCGCCCUGUUCCAAAACGACAUACCGCGCCUCCUCUGGUCCUACCGCAAGCGCCUCGACCUCUUUGGAAACGACUAUUACCUCGCACACAUAUAUCGUACUCUGUAUUGGUGGACAGAACCGUCCCAUGUGACGGUUCUGGGAGACUUGCUGGGCAGCCAAUGGAUUGGUGAUAAAGAAUUCGAGAGGAGGAGCUGGCGUUUCUGGCACAGGGUCUUCCUCGGUGGGCAGCGGGUCGAGGACCACAUUACCUCGGUCCAAAGGACAGAAGGUUUGGGCGCCGAUCCGGCCUGGUCAAGGCGAAUUAUCAAUGUUGCGGGCAACCACGAUAUCGGGUACGCCGGUGACAUAAACGAGGAUCGAAUUACCCGUUUUGAAAGACAGUACGGACCCGUGAACUGGGAGACGACAUUUCGUUUAAAUGGGUCUAAUGCUUCGGCAGCCGCCGAGCAGCCUCCUGAGAUACGUAUCGUCGUUCUCAACAGUAUGAACCUCGAUACGCCUGCUUUGGUCGAGGACCUGCAACACGAAACGUACGACUUCAUCAACGAUGUCAUAGGCCGGUCUCGCCCGGUUGAGGAUCGCAGCACCUUUACUGUCCUGCUCACGCACGUUCCGCUGCACAAGGAGGCCGGAGUUUGUGUCGAUGCACCUUUUUUCAGCUACUUCCCCACCGAGCGGGGCGCGGGCAUUAAGGAGCAGAACCACAUAGGUGAUUCUGCGAGCCAGGGAAUCUUGACAGGUAUCUUUGGCCUGAGCGGCGACCCAAAUGCCCCAGGCCGAGGCCUGGGCCGCAAUGGUAUGAUCCUCACCGGACAUGACCAUGAGGGUUGUGAUGUCUAUCACCAUCAUCCUCGUGAUGCAGACGGCUGGAAGGCCGCACGCUGGCAGGAUUCGGGUAACCUUACAGCUGAUGCAGACAUGCCUGGUGUUCGAGAGGUCACGAUGAGGAGUAUGAUGGGCGAAUACGGAGGAUAUGCAGGACUCGUCAGUGUGUGGUUUGAUCAGGCAGUGGGUGAGUGGCGCUUCGAUAUUAUGCAGUGCCACUUGGGCGUUCAGCAUAUAUGGUGGGCUGUCCAUAUAGUGGAUCUGGUGACCCUUCUCAUGCUUAUUGGAGGUAUUGUUGGGCGCGCUCUUGUAAAGAGUAAACCAACAAUGCUCCCAGACAAAGCUGCGUUAAAGAAGGAAUAAAUACUGUGGAGGAACUUAUCUUGCACAAAAGCAUUCUCAAUGUCGUACUAGCGAGUUGCUGAUCAUGCUUUUGCAUGUGAUCUUGGGGGAGCUUUGGCUACUAAGAUAUGGAUGCGAGCGAACUGCGGUGAACCCAAAAAACCUUCAUGAUAAGAGACGGAUUCUCAUGACUAACAUAGGUGACGUUAACGGCCUGCAAAAUCCAAUUGUAAAAGUUAAAAGCUGCUG